Racocetra persica is the source of this 930-nucleotide messenger RNA. The record is from the annotation of a GenBank genome assembly. Lineage: Eukaryota; Fungi; Glomeromycota; Glomeromycetes; Diversisporales; Gigasporaceae.
AUGCACGCAACAUUAUCCAACAUCCGUAACGAACCACCGCCAGUUGAAGGAUAUCUUAUUAGAGUCACAAAUGAUAAAGGCCGUAAAAACAAGUCAAAACGACUGUACUUUUCGUCACACGAUCAUUAUUUGUUCUUCAUGAAUCCAUCCUUUGCAAGUCCUCCUCCACCACCACCAUCAGGGUCUGGAUCGACAGAGGACGAAAAACUCAAUAAAAAACGACCAAUAAUGUAUGCUGUUGCCCCACACAUUCAAGGACAUGAAAAUGCCGCUGCUUUCAUUAAGGCUGAUGUCAAAAGACGCGUUAAACAAAUUUUUAACGCAUAUGGAUUCAUUAAUUUAGUUGAUGUUAAAGAAGUAAGACCUUUAAUUAACGAUAAUAAUGAGGAUACAUGUGAAAAUGAAAAUGUAGGAGAUAAAUCUAAAGAGCGUAAAUACGAAGGAAAAGGAUGUCCUUUUGAACUGGUCAUGUUGAAUGGAAUGACUAUUGUUUUAGAGGCAUAUUCUAAAACAACCAUGAAAGAGUGGGUGAAAUGUCUCAAUGCACUUGUCAAAUACUGGAAAGCUCGACUUGCAGAUGAUAUAAAAAUUCGAAUUAGAAUGUUUAAAGAUAAUCAAUUUAAUGAUUACGAUGAUGAUGGUGCAUAUAUUGGUGAUGGUUUUUGUGGUCAUUGGGAUAGUUUUCAAUCAUAUGCCAGCACAGCCAUUUGGCACUGGUGCAUUUUAAAUGGAUGUCGAGGUAACAAACGUCAUGUAAUUGAAAGACAUGGAACUAUCGGUCUUGAAUUUCAAAAGAAAGCAAAGUUAGAUUCUUCUGGUAAAGCCUGGAUAUUUCGUGCUAGAAAUAGGCUUGAAAGAGAAGAAUGGGUUUGGGCAUUAAAUGUCGAGAUUGAAAGGUGCUUGAUGGAAGAAAAUGGGUUUACUGAAUAA